AUGCUACUCCGUCCUCGAUUUAGACCAUUUACACCCCUCCGAGUUGUUCGAGCAGUUCCAGUCUCACGCCGCUAUGCGACAGAGGCGCGGUUAACCUCGGACCACGUUCGCAUCGUCGAAGUAGGCCCGCGAGAUGGAUUGCAGAACGAGAAGAAGACGAUACCCAUGGAGACCAAGUUGGAGCUUAUUAGGAAGCUGGCACGGACGGGCGUGACUACCAUUGAGGCUGGUUCUUUUGUGCCUGCGAAGUGGGUGCCACAGAUGGCUAGUACCGCAGAGAUCUGUGAGCAACUCCUUCAAUCGCCGCCAGAGUCGCAAACUGCGAUUGCAUACAACUACCUAGUUCCCAACGUCAAAGGGCUUGAGAACCUCGUUAGAGUCAUGGAAGCAAAUACAUCAAGCAUAUCACCCAAAUCUACUACCUCAACAGAAGUUUCCAUUUUCGCGGCAGCAACGGAAGCCUUUUCUAAGGCAAAUACGAAUUGCACGAUCGAGGAGUCAUUAGAGCGCUUCCGGCCGGUUGUUUCACUAGCAAAGAAUAAGAACAUCCGAGUCCGGGGGUAUGUGUCUGUUGCAUUGGGCUGUCCAUAUGAAGGACCCGAUACAUCGCCCACCAAGGUGGCUGAUAUUACCGCUUCGCUGCUUGAGAUGGGAGCUGACGAGGUGUCUGUUGCUGAUACCACGGGAAUGGGAACUGCACCUCGUACGGCGGAGCUCCUUCGCGCUCUCAAGGCUGCUGGAAUUGCGAAUAAUGACCUUGCGCUUCACUUCCAUGACACAUAUGGGCAGGCAUUGGUGAACACCAUUGUGGGCUUGGAGAAUGGGAUCCGGAUCUUCGAUAGCAGCGUUGGCGGUCUUGGUGGUUGUCCAUACUCCAAAGGCGCGACUGGAAAUGUGUCGACUGAGGAUCUGAUUCAUACCCUUCAUGGCCUUGGUAUGCAUACUGGUAUCAACCUUGAGGAAAUGUCGAAAAUCGGAUCUUGGAUUAGCGGGGAGCUGGGUCGCUUUAACGAGAGCCGGGCCGGCAAGGCGACGUUUGCACGGCUCCAGGAUUGA
This is a messenger RNA of Aspergillus chevalieri, 1056 nucleotides long. RefSeq names its product hydroxymethylglutaryl-CoA lyase. The coding region runs from base 1 to 1056 and encodes 351 amino acids. Gene Ontology annotation, biological process: L-leucine catabolic process; ketone body biosynthetic process. Gene Ontology annotation, molecular function: hydroxymethylglutaryl-CoA lyase activity. The transcript is spliced from 2 exons. The record is from RefSeq and is a predicted model, not a curated record. Lineage: Eukaryota; Fungi; Ascomycota; Eurotiomycetes; Eurotiales; Aspergillaceae.